GCUUAAAGCCGGCUGCGAUGCCGGGAGCGCCCAGUCGGAUGCCGGGUCCAGGAUCCCGCUGGAGCGCUCCCAGGACUCUGCACCUGGUCACUUUCCUGCACUCCCACCUUGCGGGGCACGCCGCUCAGCGGCUGUCUGGACGCAGCAGGUCUGCUAUUUUCAUUAGCAGUUGCCAUUUAGAGGAACAUUGUAUUUUCCAGUUCAAGUAGGAGGCACAGUAACGUCAAGAAUGGAUUUUAAAAAAUGCACAACGUUUUUAGAGGAAAUGUCACAGUUAAUUCUGAGUCAAAUGCCAAGAGCUGAAUAUUCCAGUUUAUUCAAUGACUUUGUUGAAUCUGAGUUUUUCCUGAUUGAUGGAGACUCAUUACUCAUCACAUUUGUAUGUGAACAGUCAUUAAAGAAAGGGCAGAAUCUCCACUUCUUCUAUCUGGUUGAACACUACCUUUUGGAUCUCACUAGUAAAGGAGGACAAUUUUCCAUAGUUUUCUUCAAGGAUGCCGAGUGCGCGUACUUCAACUUCCCUGAACUUCUUCCUUUGAGAACUGCCCUAAUCCUUCAUCUUCAGAAUAACACCACCAUUGAUGUUCGAACUGAGUUUUCUGGGUGCUUAUCAGACGAGUGGCAAGUUUUUUUGGAAGAGAGUUACCCGUAUUUCCUGAUAGUUGCAGAUGAAGGCCUGAACCAUCUACAAACACAUCUUUUCAAUUUCUUAAUGAUUCAGACUUGGUCAUUGAAAGUCAAUGUUGUGCUUUUCUCAGGGCAAGAAUCUUAUAUCCUUCGACUUUAUGCCUACCUUAUGCUAAGCUUGUCUAAACUACGGGAAUUUUUCAAGCAGAAUGUAAAGACGAUCAAGAGUGCCUAUGAAAUCCUACUUAAACAAUGGGAAGAGUGCAGAGAUGUAGAAUUAGCAACAGUUUUUGGAGAUUUAAAAUGGGAAAAUAUGAUGGAAGAGGUGUGUGAGACUGCUUUUCUGCUUCAGCAAAUCUGGCCGGAAGGAGCUGACAUCCGGCGUGUCCUUUGUGUGACUUCAUGCGCGCUGACUUUGGAACUGUACCAUCGUCGUUUAGAAAACAGAAGGAAGAGCACAUCUGGUCAGAAAACUGACACCCAAGAGGUGGAAGGUCACUGUUUAAGCCUGCAGGAGACAGAAGAUUUGUGCAAACUGCAUUGCCUCAGUGUGGUGUUUCUUCUCCAUUUACCUCUUUCUCAAAGAGCUAGUGCUAGAUUCAUCACCUCCCCUUGGAUUCAGGAAAUUCAGACUUUCUUAAAAAUGAAAAGUUGGUGUGAAUACUUCAUCCUAAGUAACAUAAGCAUUUUUGAAUCUUGGAAUCUGGAUUUAAUUCACCUUUCUGACUUGAGUGAUGAGGCUUUGUUGAAGAACAUUGUUUUUUAUUAUGAAAAUGAAAAUGUACAAGGCCUGCAUUUGGAUUUGGGAGAAGGCAUUGCGAAGGAUUACGAACAUCUCUGGAAUGCAGUAUCGAAGCUGGUCACAGACUUUGAUGUUGGAAAGCCUUUUCCUCUGAGGACAACAAAACUUUGUUUUCUUAGGGAGACUCCAUCACCAAUCAAAGAUGGCUCUGAGGAAAAGAUGACUAAUUUGGGUUUUAUUCCGAUGUCAUCUGAUGUGGUUGAUAAGUUCGCUGGGGACAUUUUGAAAGAUUUGCCUUUCCUGAAAAGCGAUGAUCCUGUCGUUACUUCACUGGUUAAACAAAAGGAAUUUGAUGAACUGGUGCACUGGCACUCUCACAAGCCCCUCAGCGAUGAAUAUGACAGGACAAAGGGCCAGUUUGACGAAAACUCUAGAGACCCACGUGUACUAAGAUCUGUGCAAAAAUAUCAUGUUUUUCAACGGUUUUAUGGAAAUUCAUUAGAAUCUGUCUCUUCAAAACUCAUCGUAACUGAAGCUACUAAGCCAAAGAAGAAUUUUGGUGAACCCAAGAACAAAAAGGUACAUGAGACUAAAGCUGAAAUAAUUACUAGAGAGAAUAAGAAGAGGUUAUUUGCCAAGGAAGAACAGAAAGAAGAACAAAAAUGGAAUGCUCUGUCAUUCUCUAUUGAAGAGGAAAUGAAAGAGAACCUAAUCUCUGGAAUAAAGAACCUCGAAGAUUUUUUGAAAUCAUGUAAAAGUAACUCGGUGAAAUUUCGAGUUGAAAUCGCAGGGCUGACUGCCUGCUUCACAGCAUGGAAAGAGCAUUGCCGAGGUGAAGGAAAAACCACAAAAGACUUAAGUAUAGCUGUUCAAAUGAUGAAAAGGAUCCACUCCUUGAUGGAAAAAUAUCCAGAACUUUUGCAAGAACCAGAUCAGCAACUCAUAGCCAGAUGUCUUCACUAUUUGGGAUUUCAUGAGUUGGCCAGUUCUUUAUGUCCAACCCAGGCUAUAGGAGAUGAAACAAAGAUGAAAAUGACUAAGUAUUCAGUUGGCCUUGGACCAGCACGGUUUCAACUGCAGUACAUGGGGCAUUAUUUGAUCCGGGAGGAGAGAAAGGACCCGGACCCCAGGGUCCAGGAUUUUAUUCCUGACACAUGGCAGCGAGAGCUCCUGGAUGUAGUGGACAACCAUGAGUCGGCAGUGAUCGUGGCCCCGACGUCCUCGGGCAAAACCUACGCCUCCUACUACUGCAUGGAGAAAGUGUUGAAGGAGAGCAAUGAAGGGGUGGUCGUGUACGUGGCGCCAACAAAGGCCCUUGUUAAUCAAGUAGCAGCAACUGUUCAGAAUCGUUAUGCCAAAAUGCUGCCAAAUGGGGAGGCUCUGUGUGGUGUUUUUACAAGGGAUUAUCGUCACGAUGCCCUGAACUGUCAGGUACUUAUUACAGUGCCUGCCUGCUUUGAAAUUCUGCUGCUGGCUCCUCAUCGUCAACAAUGGGUGAAAAAGAUCAGAUAUGUUAUAUUUGAUGAGGUCCAUUGUCUUGGUGGAGAAAUUGGAGCAGAAAUCUGGGAGCAUCUCCUUGUCAUGAUCAGAUGUCCUUUUCUGGCCCUUUCUGCUACCAUAAGUAACCCUGAACAUCUCACUGCGUGGCUGCAGUCAGUGAAACAGUACUGGAGACAAGAAGAUGCUUUAAUAGAAAAAAAAAUUGCUUCUAAAAAGAAUCAUGCCAGUCGUACCAAUUUCCCCAAAUAUUACUUUCGAAUAAGACAGUCGUAUAAAGUUAGACUUGUGCUCUAUGGAGAGAGAUACAAUGAUUUAGAGAAGUACAUAUGCUCAGUAAACGGGGAUGACAUCUACUUUGAACAUUUUCACCCAUGUGCUGCACUAACAACAGAUCAUAUCGAACACUACGGAUUCCCGUCUGAUCUUUCCCUUUCACCUCGAGAGAGCGUCCAACUUUAUGACACCAUGUUUCAAAUCUGGGACAGUUGGCCCCGGGCUCAGGAACUGUGUCCAGAGAACUUCAUUCAUUUUAAGAAUAAAUUAGUCAUUAAGAAGUUGGAUGCUAGAAAAUAUGAAGAGAGCUUAAAGGCAGAGUUAAGGAACUGGAUUACAGAUGGCCACGUACAGCAGGCCAAAAUGGUACUGAAACAUCUUAGUCCUGAUUCAGAUGUUAGUACAGGAAACAUGACAAGAAUGUUCCCACUUCUUGUGGAAAAGCUAAGGGAAAUGGAGAAGUUGCCAGCACUGUUUUUCAUAUUCAGCUUAGAAGCUGUGGAAGACAGAGCUAAAAGUGUGAAGGAAUUCCUGGAGGAUAAACAAGAGAAAAGACGACCUCCCAAAGCUGAUAAGGAAGCCCAAGACAUGGCUAAUAAACUUCGAAAAGUAAAAAAAUCCAUAGAGAAACAGAAGAUGCUAGAUGAAAAAGGUCAGAAGAACAGAACUACAGACCAAAGCCUAAUACGUGAAGCUGAACAUGACAGUCUCCUGAGGAGUCUGGAGAAGAACAUGGAGACCCCCCAGGACUGCACAUACGCUGAUCGGAAAGUGAUAGACGCUGAGACUUUGCAGAUGGUGUUUGACCGAGUAAAAUUUCAAAGAAAAGGCCGCGAACUGAAAGAUUUGGCAGAAAGAGGUAUUGGAUAUCAUCACAGCUCCAUGGGCGCCAAGGAAAAACAGUUAGUUGAAAUUCUCUUUAGGAAAGGAUUUAUUAGGGUGGUGACAGCUACUGGAACACUUGCUUUGGGAAUCAACAUGCCUUGUAAAUCUGUGGUUUUUGCUCAAAACUCCAUCUAUCUGGAUGCUUUAAAUUACAGACAGAUGUCUGGUCGGGCUGGAAGACGAGGCCAGGACCAUCUAGGAGAUGUGUAUUUCUUUAAUAUUCCAUUGCCCAAAAUAGAAAAACUCAUAAAAUCCAAAGUUCCUGAACUGCGAGGACAGUUCCCUUUCAGCAUCACCUUGAUCCUGCGACUCAUGCUGUUGGUUUCCAGGGGAGAUGACCCAGAGGACGCCAAGGCCAAGGUGCUGUCUGUGCUCAAGCAUUCACUGCUGUCCUUCAAACAACCCAGAGUCAUGGAGAUGCUAAAACUUUACUUCUUGUUUUCUUUGCAAUUCCUGAUGAAAGAGGGCUAUAUAGAUCAAGAAGGUAACCCAAUGGGUUUUGCUGGACUUGUAUCACAUUUGCAUUAUCAUGAGCCUUCUAAUCUCGUUUUUGUCUAUUUUCUUGUAAGAGGACUUUUCCAUAAUCUUUGCCAGCCUACCACGAAAGGCUCAAAGCAUUUUUCCCAAGAUACUAUGGAAAAGUUAUUAUUGGUAUUGGCAAAUCUGUUUGGAAGAAGGUAUCUUCCAGCAAAGUUCCAAGAUACUACCUUAAAGUUUUAUCAGUCAAAGGUAUUCCUUGAUGAUCUUCCUGAAGAUUUCAGUGCUGCUUUAAAUGAAUAUAACAUGAAUGUUACAAAGGACUUUGCCUCUUUCCUACAAAUCGUUUCCAAAUUGGCUGAUAUGAAACAGGAAUAUGAACUUCCAUUAUCAAAAAUUGAAUUCACAGGUAAAGAAUGUGAAGGCUCUCAACUUGUGUCUCACUUGAUGAACUGCAAGGAAGCAAGAGUAGCCGUUUCGCCAUUUGCUUGUCUGUCUGGAAAUUUUGAUAGUGAUUUACUUCAACCAGGAAUUUCAGAUCAUCUUACUCUGCGCACAAUUGGUAUCAAUCACACUCAAGCUCCUGUGCUGUGGCUGCAGAAAUUUGAUAACCAAGGAAGAAGGAUUCCACUUGAUGCUUAUGCACUUGAUUUCUACAAACAUGGUUCCUUGAUGGGAUUGGUCCAGGACAACAGGCUAAAUGCAGGGAUGGCCUAAGAGUAAUGAGUGCUUUGUAGGGGAUCCUGCUAUGGUGAAUUGCAAAUAAGAGCUUUGACUGCCCUUGUAAGAAGUUUGACCUUCAAGCAGUAGGUAAUGGGCUGUCAUCAAGAGUCUUUAAGCAGGGACACCACGACUGGAGCUCACGAAAACAUUUAACUGGCAGAAGUGGACAGGCCCAAAUGGGGAAGGAAUACCUAGGAGGCCGUGAGAUGGCCAGUUUGGUGUCAUAAAGAAAUUGUGCAGAAGAGCAGUGACUAAAGAGAAAGGUAUAGGACACUGGCACAGAAUGAAUGGGGCUGGACUGAUGCAAGUGGAAUCAAGAAUGGUGUGGGGGUGUGGGACUGGGACAAGCUAAGAAUGGGCUGUCCGAGGGGGCGGAAGACCUGGCUGAGAGACCCUACAGAUGGCAGCAGGGAACAUACUUCCUCUCUAAAUCCAAGGAUCUCUCCCAAGUCAUUCCUGGGCCUGCUCAGCAGUGGAGGGCUCCCUCUUUGGUGCCUCUCACUUCGUUUCUCUGCCCUCCUUCAGGUCGCCUGUCUUCAUGACUCCCUUCUCUGACCUCCCAUCGGUUUCAGCUCCUUUGUGGGCCAGCGAAGUAUUGUUACUUAAAAAGUUUCUGAUGUGAGGCCUCCCAUCUCUGCAUGCCCCCUUGGUGCAAAUCUGCCCUUCUUUGGGGGCAGGUAUGGGGAAGUAGCACCCCAACUCUUCUGAACUCCAGACAUCAGUGGUCAGUGGUCUGCUAGAGAUUUCUGAUCUCAAAGUGUCCCCACUCUCAAGAGUUGCUUGUGGAGGUUUGCCAUGUUACUCAGUCACCCUCUUCAAGGGCUCCCCCUUGCUUAUUGAACUUAAUAGGCUCCCUAUAUACAGUAGUACCUAAUUUAGCUUCAUGUGUAAGGGAAUAGAAACAACAGGACAGCAGGAUGGAUGGAUAAAACUCUUAGGUCUUAGUCUCCUAAACAUGGCAUUGCUCUUGUGGCCAUUGGUGAGUGGACCAGUAUUUGACAAUCCUCCUCUCUCUCCCCCUCCCCCACGCUCCUCUCUCCUUCCCUAACUCCCUCCCUCUCCCAUCACUCUACCUUUCAAAUAAGUAAGUAAGUAAGAUUUUAAAAAUCCCUCUCUUUUGUUUGUGUAGUUAUUCCUGAUUCUCAUAUGGGAUGUAAUAUCCCUUUGUCACUAAUUGGCGUGCAGCCUGCUGGGGCUGACCCCACUUGGCUGUUUUGCUCUCUUCUGCCCAGAAUGUUUACCCAGGAAGAGCAUAGACUAUAAUUUUUUCACUCUUCUUUUCUCCAAAGCACUCCAGCCUAUAUAAUUGCAGCAAUCACCAUUAAUUGUAUGUAAUUGUAUUCUGAAGUCCUGUUGAGUUUGAAGCACUGUGGGACAUCCCAGAGGAAACACCUCAGGGGAAAUACAGUGUUAGUGCUUUGGAGAAAGGCUGGACCUGGAGCUCAGGAUUAGGCAGUCUUUUAUAGGGCGUAAUGGCCAAAGCCAUGGGCACAGAGAAGAGUCCCAAGAGAGAAAAAGAGCUUCUUGGAAAGCUUACAUUUAAUAAUGAAGACAAGAACGAGGAGAUGCUAGAGGGGUCAGCUUUUAUCAAGAAAGUGAGGCUGUGAUGACGGCGAGGCAGUCAUGGAUUCUAUGAUCUUAGUUAAGUAAAGCAACUAAAGCCAUUUUGGAGAAGGUCCAGAGUGUGUCUUCUCACUCUGUCUUCUCUAUGCCUGGUUUACUUUCUUGCCUCUUCAGAUUCCCCUCUAAAUCCCACCAAGUUCAGCUGCUUCCUCCACUUCCCAUACUCACACACCACCAUUUCUAGUGUAUCUGACAUAAUAUUUCAAAACCUACCUAAUCAGACAGGUACUCAAAUCGUAAGCUUGUCCAUGGAAGUGGCAAGCUAGAAAACAAGCUAGAUCUUCUCAAGAAGUUAAAUGAUUGAUGGAAUAUCUGUACUAUUCCGGUAUUUGCAGGAAGGAGGGAAGUUUCUUUAAGCCUUCUCAUCCAGAUACUGUAAAGUCUGGACUAACGAAUACACGAGUCAAAUUCAAGAGUGCUUCCAAGCUUCCCGUUUCUCAAAGGCAACCUCAGCUGGGGGAACAUGUGAAGGCGCGGGUGUGGAAUAACACUUUAGAACUCCAGAUUCUGGUGGACAUGGCUUCUUUAAGAGCUCUUCAUUCAUGCUCUUUCUAACUCACAGAAGUCAUGGUAUUUGCAUGGAAAGUGAGAUCUCAUCAGCCCUGCGGAGAAGACUCGUGUGCCUCCUUAGAGGGACAGAGAACCCAGCCCAUGUCUGCUGACAUGGGAAACUCCUCUGUGAGAACAAGAAAUGUCUAAAUCAAGGUGAUAACUCGGCCAUGAAUCCCUGCUGUUCUCCAGGACUCUCAUGGUUGGAAGGGCUUACUGGGGAGCAGCAGGCUACUGCAACCUCACGAAGCCCAGAGCUGGAGAAAGAGGGCUUGUGGGCACUAGGUUCUCCAUUUUUGUCUCUGGUCUGUGUGGUGGCUGCUUUAAGGGAAGAAGUGAUUUAAAUAAAAAAGAGAAAUUGAGAGUGGGGCUGGUGGUGUUAUCAGCAGAUGAGUUUGUGGAAGUAGAUUCUGGCUCUUUGCUGAAUACAGAAAUUAGUUUCUUGCUGGAUUCUGUCAGCUUGGGUUGACAGGUGACAAAUAUGUAUCCUGAGAUUUGUAUUUUGAGCCUAAUGCAAACACUUGAGUGAAAUAUUCCCAUGUAUCCUCCCUCUUUCCCUGAUGUAUCUGUGUACAGUUUGGGAGUAAAAUGAUGCUCUAGUUCUAGCAGAAUUACUGAGGGCAUCCAUAAUGCCUUCUCUUUUUAGCUCUACACUACAUGAAGUUUUAAUGGUGCUGCUUCAGUAAGUACACUUAACGUCAAGAAUCCUUCACUCCAACAAGAAAGCCGCAGGGCUGAAGGCUUCAAAGGCCUUGGUCCCAGACUAAAGAGACACCAUCAGCCUGGAAACUGGUAACAUCUGAGUGUUGGGAAGUUCCUUUGGUUCUUAUUCUGUAGUGCUUCUGGUGAUCUUAUCCAUGACCUAGUGCAUAUCCAUAACUAUGGAACUCUAUGGGCUAUUCACAAUCUUUACAUGGGUUCAGGAUCCGAGGGCAAGUGGUCAUACGUGAUUCCCACAUUUCCCUCAGGCUCAUGGUGAUUGACAUUGGACUGUCCCUUUAAGUUCCUGCUUUCUCAUAGGAACUAUUGAACAGCGUGGGGCUCUGCUGGCCUGAUUGGUUCCAAGCCUUGCCAAUCAGAACUUGCCUCACCAGUGUUUCUGUUUACCAGCUUCCUCCUACCUGAUCCAUAAAAACUUUCCCCAGGCCCCUGAUCAGGAAGUCUGAUUUGAGCGUUACUCCUGUUUCCUUACUUGGCUGCCUUGUAGAAACCUUUCUCUGCUUCAGAGAUUGGCUUGCUGAUGCCUGCAUGCAGUGGGACUCGCCCUUGAUUUCAGGAGGAAUGACAUGAGUGAAAUCUGGGGAAAUGACACACCAAGGGGGUCAUGAUGAAUGGAAUUGAGAGACAGGCAUUCUUAGAAGAGGAGCCGGGAGAAACGAAUGUUCUAGAAGGAAGGAUUGAGCCAAACCCUGAGCCUAUUAGUCAUACCGGUAGGGAAACUUCCUUCACAAAGAAUGGACAUAAGGUUCUAAGGCUUCUGUUCCAAUGAGCUAUGGUCACGAAGAGCUCUCAUUCAAGAAAUGGUCUUAGAUUCUUACUGCCUGCUGUAGCUGAUUCAGCUUCCUCUUUUGAAGAGAUUGUGUUUUGCUAAUUUUGACAUAGAUGGAAAUCUUUGUUUAUUAAUGCUGUCUUGGAUUUCCACCUCCUCUGUGUUUAAGAUCUAAAAGCCGAAUUUGAGAAGUUUACAAUUACCUUAUAGUGAAUUCCAAUGCAAGGAUCAUUCUUCUUGUUUAUGCAGUGAAGUAAUUUAUUUGCUCUGGUCCAUUUUAACCACUGAGUAUAUAAAGAGUGGGUCCGUAUGUCUGGGGGCCUGGGUGUUCACCCUAGAGGUCACUGGUUGGUGACCUUGGGUGACCUUGAGUGUGUCUAUAGUUUCCUUAUCUGAAAAAUGAAAGGGUUGGCCAGCUGAUGUGUAAUAGCUAUUUCAGCUGCAAUGACCUAUAAUGUCCAUAUAAUAAGGCUCCAUCCAGUCUCUAAGUCUAUAAUUUAAAUAUGAUUAUAUGUUUUUUAUGUGAGAUUAGAAGGAAAAUUUCCCAGGCCUUUUAGCUUACCUACUACAAAGAAUCAUUCAUUAUCAUUUUACUUUGCUAUUUUCUCACUUCCUAAAGUAUUCCUCAAAUAAAAUAGGAAAACCCAGGAACUUGGUAUAGGAAAAUAAUGGAUACAGAUAUUUCUUUUUUUUAAAGAUUAUUUUAUUUAUUUAACAGGUAGAGUUACAGACAGUGAGAGGGAGAGACAGAGAGAAAAGUCUUCCUUCCGUUGGUUCACCCCCCAAAUGGCUGCUAUGGCUGGAGCUACGCCGAUCUGAAGCCAGGAGCCAGGUGCUUCUUCCUGGUCUCCCACACGAGUGCAGGGGCCAAGCACUUGGGCCAUCCUCUACUACCUUCCAGCAGAGAGCUGGACUGGAAGAGGAGCAGCUGGGACUAGAACUCGGCACCCAUAUGGGAUUCCGGUGCUGCAGGCAGAGGAUUAGCCAAGUGAGCCGUGGCGCCGGCCCCAUGGAUACAGAUAUUUCAUAUCCUUCUAUUAAUUGCUACAUUUCUGCACAACUGAAAUUAAAUAUUUUAUUUGCCUAUAUGUUUAUCUAUGCUCUGAGUAGGGAUGCUCAGUCACUGUUGAACUUCAAGCCCCACAGCAGAGUGUAUGAAAUAGAAUUGGUCAUACUGAGGGCCUGUAGCUUGGGAAAUGUGAUACCUUUAUUUUCACAUAGGCCAUUACUACUAAAAGGCAUACUUUCAUUUUUCCAUGGCAUUUUUUAUUAUAGAGUCUAUAUGUCUAAUUUUGAAAGACAUAGACUUUAUUUUUGAAGGCAGUUUUGGGUUCAUGGCAAUAUUGAAGGAAAGGUACAGAGAUUUUCUUGCAUACUCUCUGCCCCUACAUAUGCACAAUCUGCCCCCUUAUCAGCAUCCCCAACCUGGGCAACACAUUUGCUACAAUUGAUGAACACACACUGACAUCAUUACCACCCGGAGUCCACAGAUAACAUUAUGGUUCAUGUUUGGGGCUCUACAUUUUAUAGUGACAUGUAUCCAAUAUUACAGUACCAUAUGGAGGGCUUUACACUGGCCUAAUAAUCCUGAGAUCUGUCUGGUAUUCCCUCUUUCCCAAGCCCUGACAAUCAGCCAUCAUGUUCCUGUCUCCACAGUUUCAUCUUUUCCAGAAUGUCAUAGAACUGGAAUCAUACAGUAUGUAUCCUUUUCAGAUUGGCUUCUUUCAUUUAGUAACACAUGUUGAAGAUUCCUCCCUGUCUUUCAUGGCUUGAUGGCUCAUUUAUUCUUUUUAAAGAUUUAUUUAUCUGAAAGGCAGAGUUACAGGGAGGCAGAGAGAGAGAGGGAGAGAGGGAGGGAGAGGGAGAGGGAGAGGGAGAGAGAGAUCUCCCAUCCACUGGUUCGCUCCCAAGUGGCUGCAAGAUCGGCUGGAGCUGGGCUGAUCUAAAGUCAAGAGCCAGGAGCUUCUUCUGGGUCUCCCACACAGGUCAGGGGCCCAAGGACUUGGGCCAUCUUCUACUGCUUUCCCAGGCCAUGGCAGAGAGCUGGAUCAGAAGUGGAGAACUUGAACUGACGGAACUUGAACUGGCCGCCCACGUGAGAUGCCAGCACUACAGGUGGCGGCUUUACCCGCUAAACCACAGCACCGGCCCCCUCAUUUAUUUUUAACACUGAAUAAUAUCCCAUUAUCUGGAGGUACCACUGUUGAUUUAUCCUGUCACUGAAGGACACAUUGGUGGCUUCCAGGUUUUGGUGAAUAUAAAUAAAACUGAUAUAAGCUGUGUGCAGGUCUUAGUGUGUUUUCAACAUCUUUGACUAAACACAAGGAAUGCAGUUGCUGGAUCUGAUGGUGACAGUGUGUUUAGUUUUGUAAGAAACUUUCAAACUGUCUUCCACAGUACCUGUGCCGUUUUUCUUUAGUUCCUGUUGCUUCCUAUCCUCAUCAGCAUUUGCUGCUGUCAGGAUUCUGGAUAUUGACUUUUCUGAUAGGUGUGUAGUGGUUUGCUCAUUUGCAUUUCCCUGAUGACCCAUUGAUGACUUUUUCAUAUGCUUCUUUGCCAUUUGUAUAUCUUCCUGAUGAGAUGUCUGCUAAGGGCUUUAGUCCAUUUAAAAAUUGAGUUGUUUCCAUAUUUUUCAGUUCUAAUGGUUCUUUGUUUUGGUUAACAGUCCUCUAUCAGAUAUAUUUUUGCAAAUAUUUUCUCGCAUUGUGAGGCUUCUCUUUUCAUUCUUUUUACAAUGACUUUCAAAAAAAUUAAUUUUAAUGAAGUCUAGUUUGUCUUUUCCUGGAUCAUGUCUUUGGUGUUGUGUUUAAAAGAUCAGUACCAAACUAGUCUCAACUUUCUCCUAUGUUCACUGCUGGGUGUUUUAUAGUUUUGCAUAUUGCAUUUAGGUCUGUCAUCCAUUUUUGUGAAGGACGUGAGACCUGUGUGUAGAUGCAUUUUUUAAACUGUGGAUGUCCGGUUGGUGCAGCACUGUUUGGUGAGAGGACUCUUACCCCUCAUUAUAUUCUUUGUUGUGUUGUCAAAUAUCAUUCGCCUACAGUUAGCGUGGGCUCAGUUCUGUUCGAGCUGUCUGUUCUCUCACCAGUCCCACACUCUCUUCAUGGUUGUUGUUUUAUAGUAAGCUUGAGAUCAAGAAGUGUCAGUUCUUUGGCUUUGUUCUUUUUCUUCACAUUGAAUUGACUGUUCUGUAUUUUUUGCCUCUUCAUAUAGACUUCAGAAUCAGUUUUUUGAUAUCAACAAAGUAAGACAGUGGAAUUUAAGCAUUUUUUGUUGUUUUAUUUUUGUUUUUUGAAAGGCAAAGUGGCAGAGAGAGAGAGAGAGAGAGAGAGAGAUCUUGCAUCCACUGGCUCACUUCUCUAUUGCCCACAACAACCAGGGCUGGGCCAGGCUGAAAUCAGGAGCCCGGAACUCCAUCUGGGUCCCCAACAUGGGUGGUCAGGGACCCAAGUAUUUGAGCCAUCACCUGCUGCACCCCCACGGUGUGUAUUAUCAGGAAGCUGAAUUGGAAGCAGAGGUGAGACUCGAAUCCCAGCACUCCUGUAAUGGAAGCAAGCAUCCCAAGCAGUGGCUUUAACUGAUGUACCACAACACUUGCCCAACUCACUGGGAUUUUUAUUGUAGUUGAAUUGAAUAUAUAGAUCAGAUUAGGAAGAACUGACAUCUUAAUAAUAUUAAAUUUUCCUAUCCAUUAACAUGGAAUAGCUUUCCACUUAUUUAGUUCUUUUUUUUUUUAUUGCUUUAAUCAGAGCUUCAUAGUUAUCCUCCUAUAAACCUUACAUUUAUGCCUAAGUAUUUCACUCUUUGGGGUGCUGUUAUAAAUGGUAUUGUGUUUUUUAAUUUCUACUUGUUUGUUGCUGGUUUAUGGAAGAUGAGUGGCCUUUUUUUGAUGUUUGCAUAUUCAAUGUAUAUCCUGCAACCUUGGUAUAAUCACUUAUUUCCAAGAGGUUUUAUUUUUGUGGGAUCAGUUCUUUUGGCUUUUCUACAUAGACAUCAUCUGUGAACAAAAACAGUUUGUCUUUCUUUCUAAUCCGAAUAACUUUUAUUUCCUUCUUUAAAAAUCUCAUUGCAUUAGUAGGACUUCCAACAAUGUUGAAAAGGAGUGAUGAGAGGAGACAUCAUGGCCUUGUUCCUGCUCUUACUG
Molecule: messenger RNA, 13029 nt
Organism: Oryctolagus cuniculus (rabbit)
Lineage: Eukaryota; Metazoa; Chordata; Mammalia; Lagomorpha; Leporidae
Source: RefSeq, a predicted model, not a curated record